GCUACAGGUUUCAGCACUUUGUUUAUCGUUAUUAUAAUUUAUUUGUGUAAUUGCGUCGUAAUAAAUUGAAAAUACAAUUGAAAUUCUUUGUGCAUUAAAGUUCAUGGUUGCAAUAAAUUUGUGUUAAAUACAUUUCUGACUGUUUUAAGUGACCUUUUAAAAUGAAUUUAGAUAAUACUAACUGUAGUGAUUUUGAAGAGUUACUAAAAAACUAUAUAAACAAAUUGGACGAAAUUAUAGUCAAAUUAAAUGAUUUACUCAAGACAAUAGCAGAUCACCACCAGAGCUGCAAUAUUGCAAAAACUGCUAGUACAGCAUUUAGUAGUACUGGAGUAGCAAUACUAGUAGGAUCAGUACUGCUUUCCCCUUUUACGGGAGGUAGUUCUUUAGCUCUUGGGACCAGUGGAGCAGUAAUGUCUAUUACUGGAGGUAUAUCAAACGUUGUUGUCGACUAUGUAGAUUAUAAAACCUCAACAAUGAUUAUGAAUGAUAUUCAGUUAAUUAUAAAGAGUAAAGAGGAAUUUGAAGAAAAUCUUAGGACACAGUUACGUAACUUUGUUAUGGUUAUUGAAAAGUUAAUGGAGAGCGGACUCGAUAAAUAUAGUGCUACAGUAAUAGCGAUAAAAGGUAUUGCUAGUGGUUGUAUUGAUCUUACAACAGAACCAAACAUGAAGUUGAUGACUACUCUGAGUACCAUAAUAAAAAUGCAUCAUGUUGAAGCUGUGGCCCUAGAUACACUUCCCGUAAUAGGAAAAACUAUUCACAUAUCAGAGAAGACCUACCAAUUUAUAACAAGGAUAUUUGGGUUACCAGGGCAUUCCGCCGCUUUUUUUAAAUUGGUAGGACGGGUUUCAAGUGCAAUUUCUGUUGCUUUUACUAUAGUUGAUAUCACUUUAUUGAUCAAAGAUUGGAUGACGGAACAUCCCACAGUUGAAGUAGUAUCAGAGACUAUAAAACAAUUACAAGAAGAAAAACAUAUUUUAAGCGACUUCCUGGAAAUUAUUGAUGCUUCAAGAGAUAAAGUAGAAAUUGUAUUACAAGAAGUUAUAAAGGAUAUUGAGAAAGAAAUACAGGACAGUGAUAUUGAAAAUGAUUUUGUAUUUGUUCCUAAUGAAAUUGAGAGCUUCUAAUUCAUAGAACAUUAAUAUAUAGUUUUUAUUUAACCUUUGCAAAGAGGGCAAUACUCAAAAUUUUUAUGUUAAUAUUUUACAAACAAUUUUUAUUCUAUACACUAAAAAACCAUCACAUAAUAAGCUGUUGAUAAAUUGUGAUAUAGAUUUUAGAAACCUUUUAUACUUAAGAUGAAUCUAAUAAAUGUAUAGAAACAAA
Anoplophora glabripennis (Asian longhorned beetle) is the source of this 1329-nucleotide messenger RNA. RefSeq lists its product as uncharacterized. The record is from RefSeq and is a predicted model, not a curated record. Bases 162 to 1130 code for a protein of 322 amino acids. The transcript has 2 exons. Gene Ontology annotation, molecular function: lipid binding. Lineage: Eukaryota; Metazoa; Arthropoda; Insecta; Coleoptera; Cerambycidae. Gene Ontology annotation, cellular component: membrane; extracellular region. Gene Ontology annotation, biological process: lipid transport; lipoprotein metabolic process.